Molecule: messenger RNA, 3864 nt
Organism: Nasonia vitripennis (jewel wasp)
Lineage: Eukaryota; Metazoa; Arthropoda; Insecta; Hymenoptera; Pteromalidae
Product: zinc finger protein 2
Exons: 7
Coding region: 441-2540 (699 amino acids)
Cellular component (GO): nucleus
Molecular function (GO): zinc ion binding
Source: RefSeq, a predicted model, not a curated record
CGCCUUUCGCACAUUUGUCUGUUGUCUCACACUCUCACCUGCGCGACCGAAAACCAUCGAGAAACAAAAAUUGCACUUUUUUCUCGCUGCAUCUGAUCAUCAUAAGAAUAUAUCAUCCCUACUACCAUAUUCGUCGCAUAUAAAUACAGUGUAUGUACACAACCUCUCGUCAUCUCAACAACAAAAGGAAAAAUAACUGUAAACAACGUCCCUCUAACCACCAGAAGUGUAUUUCACCACCACCACGGACCACCUGAUGCAGACUCGUCUUGCAUAAUUCUCAUCCAUUCGAGCAUCAUCAGGACAGUAAACAAAGCAAUGUUCUACAGCAGUCCCGGCGGCGUCAAUCGUGUAAUCUGCCGCUACUCGCGAUAAAAAAGAGAAGCUUGAGAAUAAAAAACGCUACGCCGAGAGAGGGAAAGAUUACGGAGUUCGACAUAAUGAAAGAGAAGCACCAUCAGCUAUGCAGACUUUGCGCCGAGAGCAAAUCAGGCCUCGUCGGCAUCUACGAAGCUGAGGGCCAAAGUCUUGAAAUCGAAAGCAAAAUCGCCAAGUGCCUCCGCAUACAGGUUUUUGUGAGUGACUGUCUACCCCUGUCUAUAUGUCAUGAAUGCUGUACACUGUUGAACCAAUGCAACGAUUUCUAUGAAAAAACUAAUCAGGCACAGUGUAACCUUCGUCAUAUGCUGACAGACUCUAAAGAAACUUCACAGAGUGCACUUGUGCCUGAUGUCAGGUCGAAUUUUGUUGAAAAGACUGAGGACAUUUCCAAAGGAGAGGUUUAUGUAGAAGACUUAAUUGCUGAAGGCAACAUAGACGACGAAGAAUACUCUGACAAUAGUGAAAAUAAUGAUAUUACUACAGAGAAGGAGCAUAUAUCUCAAGAAAAUGUGAAGUACAAUAAAGAAGACGAAGAUAGUAAGAUUACUGUGAAAAAAGGAUCUCCCAAACAGAACAAUAAGAAAAAAGUUAAGAGGAAAAUUAGUUUAAACAAAGGUGAUGAGGAUGAUUUUCAGGAUCCAUCUGAAGUUAUAAAAAAAGAGCAAACUAAUGUUAGAGAUGGGAAAUCUCGCAUGAAAAUCCCAGAUAAUUAUAUGACAGGUACAGAAUCCGACAUGGAACUAAUUGUUUUAUCAGGUAAAAAAGUCAGCACAGAGCAGUUGCCAAAAAGUGGUAGAAAAAGGGGUGAAAGGCUGGACCGAUACCCUUGGUUGUGCACAGACUGUAAUGAUAAACUGCCGAGUUUAGAUGCUCUUGAAGAGCACCAUGAAACGGUUCACAAUCAGAAGACUAAAUAUAUGUGCGUCCAGUGCUGUAAAGUUUACGAAAAGUACUAUGGCUUCUUAACCCAUGUAAAAAGGCACAAAACAAAAACGAAAUACAGUUGUGACGAUUGUGGCAAGACAUUCGUUCACAAAAAGGUGCUGGACACACACAAAGCUAUUCAUAGUGAAGAACGACCGCAUGUUUGUCAGACCUGUGGCAAAUCUUUCAGACAGCAAAGCGCUUUAUACAUUCACAGUCGGUGCCAUUUACCGGAAAAUAUGAAGAAUCGUUUUCAGUGUGAUCAAUGUGAUAAGAGAUUUUCUACAAAGCCUAAUUUAGUUACGCACAAACGCAUUCAUUCCGGAGUGCGGAAUUUUACUUGCGAUCAGUGUGGCAAGAGUUUUAUACAGAAAGGCAACCUGGAGGCUCAUUUUCUGACGCAUUCCGCCGACAAGCCUUACAAGUGUUCCCAAUGUUCUAAGGCGUUCAAAACACCACUGCAACUGAAAAAGCACGAAACGGUGCACACUGGUGCCAAGCCCCAUCAGUGUGCCGUUUGUGGCAGAACGUUCCGAGAAAAGGGAACUCUGAGGGAACAUCAUAGGAUUCACACAGGUGCUAUGCCCUUCUCCUGUGAGUUUUGUGGCAAAUGUUUUAGAUUCAAAGGAAUAUUGACGACGCAUCGACGUCAACACACUGGUGAGCGACCAUACAGUUGUCAGGAAUGUCAGCACCACUUUACGAAUUGGCCGAAUUAUAAUAAGCAUAUGAAACGACGUCACGGCAUCAAUACUUCCAGCAACAAACAGCAACAACCGAAUCAACAGCAACAACAGGAAUCUCAACGUAAUCUACAAAAUCAAAGUCAAAAUCAAACAACUAUUGCGCAAACAGUACCGCAUUCCCAGCCGCACACGUUAAUUCAAACAGUCAACACUGCGGGAACCGUUCAGGUGAUUCAGGCAAUACCGCGGGUAACUGGAGUAACCGUAACGCAGCAACCGAUAGUCAUGCAGACAUUACCAACAGGCGCCGCAGUGACGGCUAUCCAGACCUUCGCUGAGGCUACUAUGAGCGUCCCUACGACGGCUGUAGCUGUACACCAACAGCAACAGCCGCAACAACAAACCCCGGCUCACCAUCAAAAUUCCGGCACAACAACCUUUUUCAAUGCCAUAUCGACGCCGCUGAGUAACUUUCUGCCUACUAGCUUGCCCUAUAACUUUUACAAUAUAUCCAAUGCUGCUGAAGCUGAUCUCGUUCAUCAUAGAUAAAACGACAUUUUUUAAAGUAUUGGGAUAUAUCUUGAAGUUUGUUUUGAUUUUUUGAUUGGUGGAUUUUCAUAUCUGCACGAAAAAUUUUGAUUACUUUUGCAGAUAUAAGAGCCAUGAAAAAUCAAACCCCGUGAUCUGGGGUUUUGCAUAAUUAUAUUAUUAUUGUGAUAAGUAGCUGUAAUUGAAGCAAAUAAUCUAAAAAUGAAAUUAAUUUUUCAUUCAAAAGCACAUCGUUUUGUGAGAAAUAAAAAUCACACACAUGUUUUUGGUUAUAAAUAUCCAGUGUACUAUCGGAUACACUUUAAUAUUAUAAUUUUUUUAAUUUAAAAUUUCGUUAUCAACGAUUGGAUUUUUUUUUCUUUUCUAAAGUUAAGUGUUAGAAUACUGGGGUCAAUGCUGUUACAGCUCAAAAAAAAAGAAACUAGUUUUGGUCUAGAAAAAUGUUUAUACAUAUUUUGUUAAUGUAUAUGUACCAGGUAUAGCUAAGCAUAAUGGUUUCUUAAAAUUUAUUUCUUGAAUUGGUAUACAUUAUCCGGAUUACGUACUUAUGCGCACUAUUUUACAUUUAUAUAAUAUGUAGAUAAGGUGUCUUUUUUUAAAGAAAUAAUUAUACAAUUUGAGCAAAGGAAAGAAGUUCCUAAGUAUGAAAAUCUUUGUCAAAGAAAUCUAAACUUUGAUUUUACUAAUUUGUAGUUUUAUGAUUUGCUUCUAUUGAAACUAUUAUUCUGAUCUAAGUCUUAUAUAAUACAUAUUACACAUGAUACUAACUCAAAUGAGCCAUAAGUUUUAGCUUUACUUACAAAUCAAAUGUAGAUUUUUAUCCAUACGAAAUGUCACAAAUAGGUUUUUAUUCGUUUGUAUUUCGACAAUAAGAUAUAAUACAAUAGCCUUAUAUAUUUCUUGCUUUUAUAUUUUUAUCUGCAAACGAUAAAAAUAAAAAAUGUACAAGUUCUCUUUUUUUUAAGUUUUAUAUCGAAUCAAAUAAGAAUUAUUGUAUAUUAUUGCGCUAGCUUUUACAUUGCAUAAUGAAGUGCGAGAAUCGUGCGAUUUACUUUGUUAUAACGUUUUAAUUCGUAAAUAUAUAAAUAUAUAUAUAAGGGAUAUGUAUCUUUUUUAGAAGACUGUUUAUUACAUUUUUGUAUUCUACAUUUAAUCUUGUAUAAAAAUGUCUAAUACAACCGGCCUCUCGUUAUUUUACAAAUUACCGCCUAAAUAAUUGUCAUAUGCACAUAAAAAAUACUUAAGGUUAAGAUUUCUUGUAAAUUACAGUACUUACAAUAUAGUUAACGACUUUCUAGUUUCUUCUCGCUAGUCCUAAAAUGAA